CAAAUUACUAGAUUACAGUGUAACGUAAGCAUUGCGAUACCAAAUAAUAAGUAAGUGUUCUUUGUGUUUGCUACAAAAGAAUAAGCGAUACACAAAGCUCUGAAGGUUCUCGUGGCAGUCAACGUGUUAAUAAACGCGUAAUAUUUACAGCGAAUAUCACUGACAAUGCUCGACAAUUACCGCAAUUGAUUGGAACUAUUGGAACUUUCGUAAAGAAGAAUACGUGAAACCCGAGAAGAUCAAGGGCUAAUUGAUAUAAUUCGCUACCGAAGCAGCGAACGUGUGACUGUGGUUGCGGCUGUGUCACAGACACGCUCACUUAUGCAGACUUCAAUGUGCAAGCAACAAAACAUUUGCAAUUAUCCUGGAAACUAAAAGAAACCGACAUUUGUAUCAAAGGAGAAAGUUGUUCCUAAACGUCGAUUUCUCCGACAUUCGUUAGUUUCACGAAAAUCAACGUUACCGCCAUGAUUCUGCACUGUUACCAUCAUUACCGAGUAACGUCAACAUACAUUCCAAUCGACUAAUUUAAAAUCAAACGUGAACGAAGACCGAUUCCGAUAACAGAAAUGUUGCCGUGAAAGUGAACCGUUCGCCAGAUACAUUGUUACCGAAACGAAUAUUAAUAAACAUAUCGGGACAGAUGCAAACGUAACCGACGAUACAAAGCUAUUGAUUUAUUUGCAGCACGCGCAACCUUAUUAAACGCAACGAUUAAUUGCAUUAAUAAAGAAACCGGAAACUGUUGUGCGCGGAAAAGCAAUGCUAUUUUACGAGCCACGAGAAUUCGCGUUUAGUUCAGUUUGAGCGGCCGUAGGUGUAACAUGUCAGUUUUUAUCAGCUCCGACUUUAGACGAACGCGAACAGUUUGAAACGUAGCAAACUCGGAUAUUUUUAUACCCGUGAACCUACCGCCAGUCUUCCUCGGGAAUUCGUCUUUAAGCCUUCGAAAAAGUUGGUGUUGCGGUUCGUCACGGGCGUUCGUUGAAAGAAGUGCGCAAGCGAAGAACGCAGAUCACACUCUUCCCAAGGAAAUCGCGUUAACUUUUUUAUUUCGCGUAAUCGAAUUCCGAGAGAUCGCUUGAAAUAAAAAAGAAAAAGAAACGGAGAGAAUAUUUCGAUGCACGCGUGAAAAUCGUACCAUGUGAUCCGAGCGAACCGAGAGUGCAUUUUUAAAGAGUCAUUUAAUUAUUUCCUGUGCAGCCGUCGUCGAUUAAGUGUCGCGAGUUUCGUCGAUCGAAAGAGUAGCCGUUCAAAUAUCGACACGGGAUACACGGUUCCUGUAAAUUGAUUGAUACGCGGACGAUCGUCGAGAUCCCCGAUCAUCGAGUGAUAAGUUCGUAACAAUAGUGGAACGCGAUUUUUCAGGGGAAAAGAAAUUUUCUCGUUGAAUCGCAUUUUAUGAGAAACAUUAAGAUUAACGCCUCUGAAGUUUUGCUAAGGGUUAAUUUAGAAUUCGCGUGUGAAAUCUCGUGAUGGACGAUAAGCCGGCCAGUUCGUUGACGAAGAAGUUUAAAGAAAACACGGGGAAAAUACUUUCGUCGCCGGCAGAGGAUAAUGGCGAGAAACUUUCACUCGGACAAGCUUGCACGCCGGUCGAAAUUAAAGAGGAGGACUCUACUGAUGAAAUUCAGGAAUAUGCAGCAAUUACAAUGAGUGAAUUGCUGGGAUGGUAUGGUUACAACAAGGUGGACAGUGACUGUACAAGAAGUUUAAACUUGGAUCAUUUUACAUCAUUACCUUAUAUGAAAAAUAAUCAAAUACUUCAAAUGAAACCGACCUUUAUUUCAAACAAACAAAAGCCAAAGUCACCAAUAUCGUUUAAUGCAACCAAUUUGCCUUUCCAUGGUUUAAAUUUACCAUUGACACAUUCUGCAAACAAUUUGACAACUAUGGGUGGACAGAUACUAUCAUCCCCAUUAUCACUGAAGAAAGGAACAGUUGAUUUUACAACUAAUGGUCCUUAUAAUUUCUCAAGUUCUACUUGCUCAGGUGAUGCAUUCUGUUCUUGGUGCGGUCAAACCACUGAAACAUGUAAAUCUGAAAAGACAAAUUCUGUUCCUUGCAAUACAAUAAAUACUUUGGGACAUUUUUGCAGUGAUGCUUGUUUCGCAGCUGGCAGACGAGCUGUAUUUAAACGGGCAAAAACCUGCAAUUGGUGUCGGCAUAUAAAAAAUCCAAUUAGUUAUGUUGAUUUCCAGGAUGGUGAAAGUCAACUUCAAUUUUGUAGUGACAAGUGUUUAAAUCAAUACAAAAUGAAUAUUUUUUGCCAUGAAACAAGAACUCACUUAAUGCUUCAUGGUUUGAAUACUGUUUCUUAUCAUGACACAGAGAAAGGCAAUUUAAUAACACCAGAACUUUGGUUUCGAAAUUGUCAAUCACCAGUGGCUAGUCCCACAGAGAAUAAAGUUGCAGAUGAACAUAUGACUUCUGACCUAUCAUCUUCUCAUAAAGACAAAACAAAGGAAAAAGAACAGGAUGAGACUGAGAAAUCAAUAGAGUCCACCAAAAAAAUUACAAAAACAGGAGACUCAUUUUGCAUCCAAUUAUGUACCAAAGCUAAUAACUGUAACGGAAACAGAAAAAAUGUUCAUACAGAAAUUAAUGAAAAUGAUAUUAAUGAACGAAAUAAAAAACAAAACUUAAUAAAUGAAGACAACAAAUUCUGUCAUUUUCUAAAUAAUCAAACUCAUUGCGCGGUAGAUUGUUCACAACAAAAUACCUUGAGUUGUAACAACUUUACAAAAAAUUGUAACCUGAUAAAUGUCAUAAAUUAUGAUUCGCAUAGUCAUGAACACAACAACGUAUUUUUUAGAAGGAAUAUACAUGUAAAAGACAUAAGAAUUUUACAACAAGAAAAGAAAGACACUCUAUCGGAAAAUACUGUAGGUACAUCACAUCCAUUUGCAAAUACAUCUGCAUCUACAAUAGAGCAUGAAACUCCAUUGUCAUCUGAAUGUUUUACAGACAAGUUUAAUCAAGCAAAAUACAGAAAACAAACUAACAUUUCUUCAAGAACAUCGCCGCUAAUACAAUCCGAACAAACUGAGUCCUCUGUUCGUGCAUUACCUACUAGUCUUUUACCUCCUGUUACAGUACUCGUACCAUAUCCUAUUCCAGUGCCCAUACCUAUACCAAUUCCUGUUCCAAUUCCAACUCCAAUUCUUAAUAAACUUAUGGUCGAUGAACAAAAGAUACCUACAAACAUUAAAGAUACAAAAUAUAAAAAUCCAAAAUGUAAUGAAUCGAUAGAAAAUAAGUGUUCUAUGCUUCAGGAAUCACAAUUAUGUACAAAUACAAAUAUAUCUGUAACAGAAGAACCACAGCGUGCAACUUCGACAAAACUUUGUGUUUCAUUGUCCUCUUCUAGUAUUAACAAUGAAAAUAACAAUAUCCAAUCAUUCAAAUGCAAUGCAAAACCUCCAAGGAAGAGAAAACAUUUAAAUGAAAAUAUUAAUUAUGAACGUAAAGAACCAAGAUUAAAAAAGAGAAAUAAAUUUAUAACAGCUUAAAAAAGACAAUAGAAAUACAUAUUUUUUAUGAUCAACAUAAAGAAACCCUUAAUUCAUCACAGUGAUUUUAAUAACUGAUUAGUCUUAAUAGUCUGUUUAUUAGAAAAGCAUUUUACAAUUAACAUAUAAUACUUUAUAGCCCCUAUAAAAUUGUAAUAUAAUAUACACACAAAUAAAUAAUAUUUUGGAAAUUCCAUUAAAUAAACAAAGCAUUAUCAGUGAAUAGUGAUAAUAUUUACUUUAAUGUUUUGUUGUAAUAAGACAAAUA
Messenger RNA from Nomia melanderi (Alkali bee), 3780 nucleotides. RefSeq names its product Sine oculis-binding protein (gene Sobp). Gene Ontology annotation, cellular component: nucleus. Gene Ontology annotation, biological process: animal organ development. NCBI's taxonomy places the organism in Eukaryota, Metazoa, Arthropoda, Insecta, Hymenoptera, Halictidae. The record is from RefSeq and is a predicted model, not a curated record.